UCCCACCGAAUUCAGAGAAUAAAGCUGGAAAUUUGACAUCAUUUACGUGCGCUCUAGCAUUUCAGACACGUUAUCGGAUAUCUACUAAACCAGCCUUUUUCAAAUAGGUUAGAUCACAGAAAUUCUCUGGUUAAAUUAUAACCACAGUAUUUAUCUAGCCAACUGCUGUCGGUUCGGAGCAUUCAUUUUGUGUUUGUUUUUUGAAAGUAAUUUGUUUUAGUUGUUCCUUAAUUUCGAAAAGUGUUGACAGGAUUUGGUACUGAAGGGCUGAUAAGGCAAGUAUCUUACGGUGAAACAUCGGAUGUCUACCAGUGAGGAUGACAGUGUUUCAUGUAAAAUGAUCAAGAAAAUAUGGUUUAUACUCAUCCUCUGUAAUCUGAAUGAAGUUUACAGCAUGCCAAAAUGUUGCGGUGGAAAAAAUAUUUUUGAUGGCAAAUGUCAAGAUGGAGGUUCAAUAAAUAUAGCGGAGUGUGGGGCAAGGAUUCUAUUGGAAAUGAAUGAUAAUGUAACGACGUAUAAUAUGGAUCAAAAUAACAACUUACUCGAAAAUGGUACAGUGAUAGCCAAACCGAAAUAGGAAUAUGUAUAAUCCACUCCAUAUCUGGCCUAGGUAUGGGAUUUUCGAUAUUGGCCAUAAUUAAUCUUUCAGACUACCUUGAAACAAUACCUUGCCACCUAAUGGCUUAUGUGAUGUACUUUUCCUUUCUUUAUUCAUUCUUCUGGCUGAAUGUUCUCUGCUUCCACAUAUGGAGACAAGUUAUAAAUCCACAAGUUAUCCGCUCAGUCGAGAAGUGGAGUCUAUAUUAUCACAUCUAUGGAAUCGGGACCCCCCUAUUUUUACUGACUUUCCUUAUAUUUGUUAAUUACACAGAUAUUGAAUAUUUUCGGAGUAUUCAUCCAGGAAUAGGACAAGUAUCGUGUUGGUUCGAAUCGGAGAACGGGAGGUUCAUAUAUUUUUAUGGGCCAAUGGUAGUGCUGUUACUUGUGAAUAUCAUUUUGUUUUUAUGGACUACUAUUGUUUUGUGGACUCAUUCGAAAAAUUGCUCCAAGACAAAAAUUUUAAAAUAUAGGUUGAAGAUGUAUGUCAAACUAUUUUUCAUCAUGGGAAUCACUUGGAUUUUUGAGGUCAUAUCUGCUCUUCUUGAAAACUACAAAUGGAUUUGGUAUAUCACUGAUGCUCUCAAUGCCUUACAGGGUUUGAUCAUAUUUCUAAUUCUGGUUGUAUUGCGUAAGAAAGUGAUAAGAUCUUUAGCGAACAGGAAAAUUUUCAUGUUCCUGAGAUUGCCUGCCAAAUGGAGAGAAGCCAAGGAUAGCGAAUGUGAAGAAUUGGAGGAAGAAUUGAGCUUAGGAGAAGAUGUUAAAUGAAGGUUUCAAUAAACCAUCGAAAAAAAUUCAACACUUAAUACGCUUCUAACAUUUGGUAGAUAAGACAACGAUAUAGAAUAAAUGACGUCGAGUGAUCAACCAUUUUGAAGUCAAGAAGGCAACUUCAAAGAGCGAUGUAGUUGAUAGACUUAUUGAAACAAAACGAUGAUUUCACUUGUUUCUUAGUGUUCUUAAUAUAUGAACAGAGAAAAUAUUUAAAAAAUGACGAGGCUGUCAGUUUCAUUGUACGGAUUUAUAAGUAAAAAAUAACUACAGUUCUGA
Messenger RNA from Leptinotarsa decemlineata (Colorado potato beetle), 1647 nucleotides. RefSeq names its product G-protein coupled receptor Mth2. Gene Ontology annotation, molecular function: G protein-coupled receptor activity. Gene Ontology annotation, biological process: cell surface receptor signaling pathway; G protein-coupled receptor signaling pathway. Lineage: Eukaryota; Metazoa; Arthropoda; Insecta; Coleoptera; Chrysomelidae. Gene Ontology annotation, cellular component: membrane. The record is from RefSeq and is a predicted model, not a curated record.